UGUCCAGUGAUGUGAGUGUCCGCACGCCUUGUCCACGGGCUCCUGGGGACUGGCCACAAGGAGCUGGUUGUGUGUUGGUGUAUAGCGAUGACUAAGAGGGAGCACGAGUGGAACUGUUGGUCCUGUAUCACAGAGCAGGAACUACCUCCACACACCAACUAGUCAUGCAACAACAGCUCGGCAGCUGCAGCAGCAAAUAUUGCAGGUGCUAUGGUGAAGGUGGUGAAUCUCCGGGACGGUGGUGGUGAUGGUCACUACCUUCUACACCCGGGGCGGCCAACACCCUCCUCUCAUCCUCCUCCUCCUCUCACUACCCCCAGUGGUUGUGGUGAGCGGGUGGGACUCAGGCCCAUGUGAGGCAUGCGGGCGCCAGAGGGGUGGGGGCGGCGCGGGCGGGUGCAGCUGCUGUCAAGGGGGUCGCCGUGCCCCCUCCUCCUCUUCUGGGGACGCCCCACCACCCCUCAACGGUCACCUGCCACCGCCACCGCCAUCCCAGCUGAUCAAGGUGGUUGUGCUGGGCGCCACCGGAGUGGGCAAGACUGCCAUCAUCAAGCAAUUCGUACACAACGAGUUCCCAGCAAGCCACCAGCCAACCCGAGGCCGCGCCAACCACUGGCCCUCGGUCCUGGUCAACGAUCGUGUCUACCAGCUCUGUAUCGCCGAUCUUCCUCCCAUCAGAGCCUUCCCGCAAAAUUCCUUCACCGAGUGGGCCGACUACCGCUUCUACGGCCUCAGGUCAGCCAUGGCUUACGUCUUUGUGUUCGACCUCACCUGCUACGAGUCCUUCACACACAUCAAAGCCCUGAGGGACCAGGUAUACGAGUCCCGGGACAUGCGCGAGGUGGGCGUGGUGGUGGUGGGCAACAAGCGGGACCUGGUGGAGGCGACGGAGGCCAGAGAGAAGCGAGAGAUACGCGACGUUCCGGCCAUCGUCCGCAAGCAAUGGAAGGCUGCCUAUGUGGAGGUGUCGGCCAAGUGUAACUGGCACGUGGUGGCGGCGUUCAGGGAGCUUCUGCUGGCCGUUGAGGACGCCCAAGCCCACACACACGCCCGCCCACACAACCUACACGAACUCCAUGAGGCGAUCGAACACUCUAAAUGUACUAUAUUGUGAGAUACCGCGGAGUGCCCUAGGUGCAUUAUUUAUACUAUUAUACUAAAGCUUAACUGAAGAGUUAAGCAACAUGUUAAUGGUUGAUCGUUCAGAUAAUGAUAAAUUCCUCGACUUUCCACCCGCCCCAACGACUGUUAUAUUUAUCUCUCGAAACGCACAAGUAGUCUCAGUGAAGGCGGGCAGCCGGCGUGCAGCAGUGUCCACCCGCGGCUCACUGCUGCUGCACGCUCACCCCUGCUGCUGCUGCUGCUGCUGCUCCACUAUCCAAGCUUCUGCAAGAGGCCGCCCGGCGUCAACAUCUUUGCAAAUCACAGACAUACGAACAGAGACAACUACAGUAUCGUCAGAGUAUGUUAUUUUUAUUAUAAAAAGAGUGUUUCCUCUGAUAAGUCGAUUUCUAUUGGACAGGAAUAUUUCAUCUAACUUUUAUACGAAUGAAGGCCAAUACUUGUACAAAACUUGGUGUAGACAGACGAGGCCUGCACCCCGGCUGCUACUCCCGACCACAGCUGCUCUUCUCUAUCAACUAAACUAUCUCAGUUUUCCGAAUUUCGAUGGGCUGUCGCUCAAGUACACUUCUAAUUAGUUCAUCAGGAAUAUUAAUUACAAUAGAAAAUUGUAUAAAACACAUUGAGAGCUGCGAUCACAAUGCAAACAGUAGCUUAAGAGUUAUGAUUAAAUUCCUCAAGCAAUAUUCAACGUGAUCUGCAGCGUACUCCAAGUUUCAUCUUUCCCUUCUCGCCACAUUAAAAAAAAUUGUCUGUAUAGAUAUACACAAAAUUAUAAUUAUAUUUCAAGUUCCCAGGGGAAAUAAUAAUCCAUCUCUUUGCUACAAUAUAAGGUAUGCUCGUGAAUACAGCAAAGUCAUUUAUAUAUUUUGUUAGUUUUAGUAUAUCUCAUUGUAUUUGCUAUGUUUUCUGUUGUAUUUCAGUAAUGCAUUACUGCCCAUUUCCCUUGAGUUGAGGAAAACUGAUAAAAUAACGACAGGUAUGACUAUUUGACGUGUGACCACCACCGAUAAGGAAUACUGAUGACCAUGACUACAGGAACUGAGUGUUCUCUGAGAGAGAUGAAUUUACAACUCGCGAACGGUAGCGGCGCUGAAAGCUUGGUAUUGCUACGCUCUAUGUCUACCGCAUAUAGUUUGCUAUGUAGGUAAUAUCUUAAUGUACUUUCUUUUACAAUUUGAUUAUUGUAAUUGGUAAUUUAAAGUCAAAACUUAACGCUAGUGAAGUUUAUAAUAAUGGAGAGGCAAGACUUGUAGGGGCGAGUGGAGGGCUAGGCUGGUAGUUAGGUGUCGUCAGGUUUGGUGGCUAAAUAGCCAUUUAACCAUUGUUUCCUUUUGACGGACUGGGCAGCGAGGUGCGCAUGCCAAUGGUCGUGUGACAACAGUUUAAAUGAUGCAGCCUGCAGUACACAGAGUAAUAACAUGAACCUUCAUUACUUGCGUAUUGCAAGAGUCAUCCAUCCAUUUUUAAAUGUAGAAAAGAAAUUACACCGUGGGUAAAGUGUCACUCCAACCUCAACGUUGUUUAAUUUGGCUAGGAAGCUAGGUGACUAUUUAGUAUGCAUAUAAAGGUACGUAACAAUCUUGUACAUUGAUUUUUACUGCAU
Procambarus clarkii (red swamp crayfish) is the source of this 2728-nucleotide messenger RNA. Its product is annotated as ras-like protein family member 10B. The record is from RefSeq and is a predicted model, not a curated record. NCBI's taxonomy places the organism in Eukaryota, Metazoa, Arthropoda, Malacostraca, Decapoda, Cambaridae. Gene Ontology annotation, molecular function: GTPase activity; GTP binding.